Mycosarcoma maydis (corn smut) is the source of this 300-nucleotide messenger RNA. RefSeq lists its product as uncharacterized. The transcript is spliced from 3 exons. Gene Ontology annotation, biological process: protein stabilization; negative regulation of apoptotic process. The record is from RefSeq and is a predicted model, not a curated record. Bases 1 to 300 code for a protein of 99 amino acids. NCBI's taxonomy places the organism in Eukaryota, Fungi, Basidiomycota, Ustilaginomycetes, Ustilaginales.
AUGACAGCGAAGCCCCAAGCCGAGGUCAUCCAAGAGUGGGCCGACUUCGACUCAGCAGGAUACACGUUCGAGCGUGGACGCAUGGAAAAGACCGUGCAGUCUCUCUGCUUCGGCGAUAAUGCGGCAACCAUGUCAGCUCAAAUUGCUGCGGGGCCAUCACAGGGCCAGAAACUCAAAAAGGAGGACGUGGAUUUCAUUGUCACAGAACUGCUCGUAUCACGGCAGGUAGCCGAGUCAACACUGGCAAAGCACAAGGGCGAUAUGGAAAACGCGCUGAGCGAGCUCGUCUCUGGGCGAUAG